AAUGUGGUUCUGAGGGUAAGGUGUUUGGCCCACAGGAAGUAUAAUGAUCCUGUGUAUCAGGAAUCCUUCGGCCUUAGGGGUGUUUUGCAUGUGUCCUCUCAUCUGGAAUGCUUUGAUAGUCUCCGGCCUGAAUCUUUCUGAAUUUCAUGCAUUUAAGACUUGGUGGUCUCUGUACAAUCGUUUCUCAGUGAAGAGAGGAUUCCCAAAUAGGAGGCAAGGACCAUAGAGGGUGGCUGUCUGCCCAGUCCAGCACCAUGCACACACUUGUGUUCCUCAGCACACGGCAGGUGCUCCAGUGCCAGCCAGCUGCCUGCCAGGCCCUGCCCCUGCUGCCCCGAGAACUCUUCCCCCUGCUCUUCAAGGUGGCCUUCAUGGACAAGAAGACGGUUGUACUACAAGAGCUGGUGCACACAUGGCCCUUCCCACUGCUCAGUUUCCAGCAGCUGCUGCAAGAGUGUGUCCAUUGCAGCCGCGCCCUGCUGCAGGAGCGGCUCAGCACAGAGAGCAUGCAGGCUGUGAUCCUGGGCUUGACUGCCCGGCUUCGCACUCCAGAAAAGGAGGCUGGCACGCAACCCCUUUGCAGGAAGCAUGCACUGCGGGUACUGGACAUGACCGGUCUUCUGGAUGACGGUGUGGAGCAGGAUCCUGCAACCAUGAGCAUGUGGGACUGCACAGCAGCUGUAGCCAGAACGUGUAUUGCCCAGCAGCAGGGUGGGACUGCUGAGCCAGGACUGUCACCGGCCCCUGUGGAAGUUCGUGUAGACCUGCGGGUCAACCGGGCCUCCUACACAUUCCUUCGUGAGGCACUCCAGAGUAGUGUGGACAGCCCACUUCGGCUCUGUUGCCGGGACCUCCGGGCUGAGGAUCUGCCCAUGCGCAACACUGUGGCCCUGCUGCAGCUUCUAGAUGCAGGCUGUCUACGCCGUAUAGACCUGCGCUUCAAUAAUCUGGGCUUGCGUGGCCUGUCUGUCAUUAUCCCACACGUGGCCCGCUUUCGGCACCUAGCUAGCCUGAGGCUGCACUAUGUGCACGGGGACUCGAGGCAGCCUUCUGUGGAUGGCGAGGACAACUUUCGCUACUUUCUGGCCCAGAUGGGCCGCUUUAUCUGUCUUCGGGAGCUCAGCAUGGGCUCUUCUCUCCUUUCAGGCAGGCUGGAUCAGCUGCUCAGCACCCUGCAGAGCCCCCUGGAAAGCCUAGAGCUGGCCUUCUGUGCACUGCUGCCUGAGGACCUCCGCUUCUUGGCUCAGAGCUCCCAUGCUGCCCACCUCAAGAAGCUGGAUCUGAGUGGCAAUGACUUGUCAGGGAACCAGCUGACACCCUUCCAGGGGCUGUUGCAGGCUGCCGCGGCCACGUUGCUGCACCUUGAGUUGACUGAGUGCCAGCUUGCUGACGCCCAGCUGUUGGCCACACUGCCCACCCUGACUCGAUGUGCCAGUCUCCGCUACCUUGGUCUCUACGGCAACCCUUUGUCUAUGGCAGGACUUAAAGAGCUGCUUCGGGACUCUGUGGCGCAGGCCGAGCUACGCACUGUGGUGCACCCCUUCCCUGUGGAUUGUUACGAGGGCCUUCCUUGGCCACCCCCUGCCUCAGUCCUUCUGGAAGCCUCCAUCAAUGAGGAGAAGUUUGCCCGAGCAGAAGCUGAGUUACACCAGCUCCUGUUAGCUUCAGGCCGCGCCCACGUGCUCUGGACCACAGACAUCUAUGGGCGCCUGGCUGCCGACUAUUUCAGCCUGUGAUCUCCAGGGUCCUGAUGAGGGCUAGGACAAGAGCCUUUGGGACUCUGCUGGAGGCCCGACACGAGGCUUUCUUAGGUUCUCUGCAGUUUGCCUUGCUCCUGGGUGUACCUCGAGUCACCCAUGUUUUGCAGUAUCCUUCACCUGCUCCCACUGUCUGACCGACCGACUGUUGGUAUCUUAGGACUGUACUCCCUUACCUUGUGUGGCUGCGCUUGAUGGCUCUUCUGGGUUGCAGCCUCUCUGCAGAAGAGAGUCCCUGGGCACAUCCCAUGCCCUUAGAAGGAGUGCAGUAGAUGAGGCAGAGAUUAGGAUGAUCUGCUUUAGGGAGUCUUGGGAGUACCCCAUGCGGUCUGGGGCCUCAUGCUGGGUAUCCUGUCUGGCACCUGAGGCACUCUAUUACCCGACUCUGUGGGGUGUGAGCAAGGUACAAAUGUGCAGUUUCUGGAACCUGAA
This is a messenger RNA of Peromyscus californicus insignis, 2189 nucleotides long. It is a transcript of the gene Lrrc14, whose product is annotated as leucine rich repeat containing 14. Bases 255 to 1736 code for a protein of 493 amino acids. The transcript has 4 exons. Lineage: Eukaryota; Metazoa; Chordata; Mammalia; Rodentia; Cricetidae. Gene Ontology annotation, cellular component: cytoplasm. Gene Ontology annotation, molecular function: kinase binding. The record is from RefSeq and is a predicted model, not a curated record.